AUGGAGACUCCAAACCUCCCCGAAAUCCACGACUACCUCAUCGAACUGGCCUUCAAAGCUGGCGACAUAAUCAACAAUGCCCUCCCAGAAACCAGCGGUACAGGAGCCAAAAAGAACAGCGCGGACCUCGUAACAGAAUACGACCGCGCGGUCGAAACCAUGAUCUCAACCUCCCUCCAAACAAAAUACCCAAACUACAGCUUCCACGGCGAAGAAACCUACGACCCAAGCAAACCCCUCACAGACGCACCAACCUUCAUCGUAGACCCAAUAGACGGCACAAUCAAUUUCAUUCACAGCUUCCCAUUUGCCUGCGUGUCUCUCGGUUUCGCUGUGAACCGGAUCCCCGUCGUGGGCGUUGUGUACAAUCCCUCUACGAAGACGCUCUACUCAGCCAUCAAGGGCCAAGGCGCGUUCGUGAACCGGACGACUCAAUUGCCGCUGCGGGGGAGUAAUGUUGAGCCGUUGACUGGACUGUCGAAUGCGCUUGUGGCUAUUGAAUGGGGGUCUGAUCGGAGUGGGGGCAAUUUCGAUACAAAGGUCAAGACGUUUGAGAAGCUUGCAAGGUCGAGGGAUGAUGGUGGUGCGAUGGUUAGGUCGUUUAGGAGUUUGGGGUCUGCGGCCUUGAAUCUUUGUGCUGUUGCUGAGGGGACGGUUGAUUUGUAUUGGGAGGGUGGGUGUUGGGCUUGGGAUGUUUGUGCUGGUUGGGUGAUUUUGAGUGAGGCGGGUGGGAGGAUGGUUGGUGGGAAUAAGGGGGAGUGGGAGGCUACGUUGGAUGGGAGGAAGUACCUUGCUGUGAGGGGUUCGCCUGGUGGUGUUGGGCAGGAGGAGAUUGUGAAGGAGUUUUGGGGGUAUAUUCAGGGUGAGAUGGUUUAUUGA
This is a messenger RNA of Penicillium arizonense, 879 nucleotides long. RefSeq names its product inositol monophosphatase family protein. The transcript is spliced from 2 exons. NCBI's taxonomy places the organism in Eukaryota, Fungi, Ascomycota, Eurotiomycetes, Eurotiales, Aspergillaceae. Gene Ontology annotation, biological process: inositol metabolic process; phosphatidylinositol phosphate biosynthetic process; signal transduction. The coding region runs from base 1 to 879 and encodes 292 amino acids. Gene Ontology annotation, molecular function: inositol monophosphate 1-phosphatase activity. The record is from RefSeq and is a predicted model, not a curated record.